AUGGGCGCCGUGACAAAAAAACAGAAGCUUUCGAAAGAAAAAACCCAGAGCACGAAAACAGAGAACGAUGUUUCUCCUUCGCAUGAGCCAGUGCUGUCUCUGGAGGCAGAAGGCGCUUCCUCAGAAGAAAUUGAAGAAGCCAGUGAUUCUGAUCUAGACGACGAGUUUGACGUGGACAAUGUCUCUUCGGAUGACGAAAACGCUGCAAGCAGCGGGUCGGAAAGCGAAGAAGACUCCGACUCUGAAAGCGACGACGACAAGGUUCCUACGAAGAGAAAAAAGAAGGCUAGUGAUGAUGGAACAGGAACUUUUGCUACGGCAUUCAACGCCAUUUUGGGGUCCAAGUUGAAGGCAUACGACAGAAAGGACCCGAUUUUGGCCAGAAACAAGAGCCACCUCAAGAAAUUGGAGUCGGACAAGUUGGAGGCCAAGGCGAAGAGAUUGAUACUGGCGGAAAAAAAGGAUUUACGCGACAAACAAAGAAUCAAGAACCUUUUGCCUAAUGCCGAUGAGCCGGAAAAGGUCAGAGAGGCGCUCGAACGGGAAAGAGCAAUGAAGAAAGUGGCCCAAAAGGGUGUUGUGAGGUUAUUCAAUGCGGUGUUGGCUACGCAGGUGAAAACCAACCAGGAAAUCAGCAAAGAAAAAGUGGGUCUGUCCAAAAAAGAAGAGUUGAUGACAGAAAUCUCGAAAAACAAAUUCUUGGAUUUGGUUAAGGCUGCUGGACAAACAUAG
Molecule: messenger RNA, 732 nt
Organism: Clavispora lusitaniae ATCC 42720
Lineage: Eukaryota; Fungi; Ascomycota; Pichiomycetes; Serinales; Metschnikowiaceae
Gene: RRP15
Product: Rrp15p
Biological process (GO): maturation of LSU-rRNA; maturation of 5.8S rRNA
Cellular component (GO): preribosome, large subunit precursor
Source: RefSeq, a predicted model, not a curated record